AAUAGCCACUAAAAAAAAAUACACUGCGACUCUUCUUCUUCUUCUUCUUCUCUCUCUCCUUUUCUCUGUUUCAGAGCUCAGAUAUUUUGGUUGCUGCGCGAGAUCAGAUAUGAAUUGCCUUCAGAGCCUUCCAAGAUCAUCAGCUUUGCUUCUCCAAGGCCCGAGCUCUCAUCGGAGAAAGCCUUUUGGCCACAUUAAUACUCUGAGAGUGAUCAAUACGACUGAUCUACCCCGAAGAAGUAUGGCUAUCAAGGCAACUUCUGGUUCCACAUCUAGCGCUGAGAUGAGUGGCAGUGCCAGUGGGGCCGAUGUAGAGGAGGAACUAUCUGAGACAUAUAGUCACAACAUGACAGCGGCAAUGGGUGCUGUUCUGACUUAUAGACAUGAAUUGGGAAUGAACUACAAUUUCAUCCGUCCAGAUUUGAUCGUGGGGUCAUGCCUACAGACCCCUCAUGAUGUUGACAAGCUUCGUGCAAUUGGAGUAAAAACUAUAUUUUGCUUGCAACAAAAUCCAGAUUUGGAAUAUUUUGGGGUAGAUAUUGGAGCUAUACAGGAGUAUGCCAGUACAUUUCAUGACAUUGAGCACUUGCGAGCUGAGAUAAGAGACUUUGAUGCACAUGAUUUACGGGUGCGGCUGCCAGCUGUUGUCAGCAAAUUAUACCAGGCUGUAAACCGAAAUGGAGGUGUGACUUAUAUACAUUGUACUGCUGGAAUGGGACGAGCUCCUGCUACUGCGUUAGCAUAUAUGUUCUGGGUUCAGGGGUAUAAACUAGACGAAGCUCUGAAAUUGCUGCUGAGCAAACGCCCAUGCUUCCCUAAAGUGGAUGCUAUAAAAAGCGCAACUGCUGAUAUUCUUACAGGCCUAAACAAGAAAACUGUUACCUUGACAUGGAAAGAUAACAAUUGCUCUCUGGUGGAAGUAUCUGGACUUGAUAUUGGAUGGGGUCAGAGAAUGCCUCUAAAUUUUGAUGAGGAACAGGGUCUGUGGACUCUAAAGAGGGAACUGUUCGAAGGACAGUACGAGUACAAGUACAUUGUCGAUGGUGAAUGGAUAACCAAUGGAAAUGAACUGAUUAAAACUCCCAACAAGGAUGGCCAUGUCAACAAUUAUGUUCAAGUUUUUGGUGAUGAUUCAGGUAGUGCUAGUGCAUCCCUACGAAAGAGGUUGUUUGAGGAUUCUGAUCUUACAACAGAGGAAAGAGAGAACAUAAGGAAGUUCUUGGAAACUAAUGCUAGUGAUGAAUAGAAUAGUACGAAUCUGACAAACCCUGCAUCAUGUAGAGUACCAAAUAAUUUCUGUUCUUCCCAGUUGUAUUCUCAAGAUAUAUGUAGUUUUUUAUUUCUUUUUUUUGGUGGGAAGAAAUUAUGAAUAUAGGUGUUGUAUGUAGCAUAAUUGGAAUAAGCAUGAUCAACUCAAAAGGAAAAAGGGAAUGAUCUCGUUGAAUAAUGAUAAUAAGACUAGUGUUACUAAUUUAACCAAUGCUUGCAACUUUUGGAAUACAAGAAAUAUCUUUGAGUAA
Messenger RNA from Humulus lupulus (European hop), 1520 nucleotides. Its product is annotated as phosphoglucan phosphatase DSP4, amyloplastic. The record is from RefSeq and is a predicted model, not a curated record. Gene Ontology annotation, molecular function: protein tyrosine/serine/threonine phosphatase activity; carbohydrate phosphatase activity; starch binding. Gene Ontology annotation, cellular component: chloroplast. NCBI's taxonomy places the organism in Eukaryota, Viridiplantae, Streptophyta, Magnoliopsida, Rosales, Cannabaceae. The coding region runs from base 110 to 1246 and encodes 378 amino acids. Gene Ontology annotation, biological process: starch catabolic process; protein dephosphorylation. The transcript is spliced from 14 exons.